Molecule: messenger RNA, 2027 nt
Organism: Nicotiana tabacum (common tobacco)
Lineage: Eukaryota; Viridiplantae; Streptophyta; Magnoliopsida; Solanales; Solanaceae
Product: putative ADP-ribosylation factor GTPase-activating protein AGD11
Molecular function (GO): GTPase activator activity; phospholipid binding
Source: RefSeq, a predicted model, not a curated record
UAUCUCCUCAAAUCAUUUGUUGGGUAGUUGUCCCCAACCACCCGAAAAAUGCAUUCCAUCCCAACAUUUGAUUUCUUUUGCUCUGGGAAAACAUGUCAUGAGACACAAUCGAAUUUUAACAACUAUCUUAUUUUUUCUGUUUCCCAUAUAGAUACAAUUAUACAUUUCUCCUUUUGGUAGAUAAUCGUAUCAAUUAGAGGAGCGAAACAUUCUCACAAUCCCAUUACCCAUGAGGGAAUUGAUGGAUGAAUUUGGGUUCUCGUGGUGACAAUUCCUUUCAAGGAUCAAAGAAGAUGAAUUCUUUACAAUUAUAGAGCUUUUUGGGAUAAUCAAUUUAGAGGACGGAAAAUGUCUAUUCCUCAUGAGGGAAAUGCUGAUAGCAACAAUGUUUCAGGUUCUUGCCUCUAUGAACUUCUGCAAAUGGAAUCAUCUUCAAAUUGUAGUGGUCCUCAACCAGAUAGACGAAAGCAUUCUUCGAGUCCUCGACACAGACUACAGAGGCUGUUGAGUGAAUCUGGCAAUAGAUUCUGUGCAGAUUGUGGAUCUCCUGAUCCAAAAUGGGUAUCUUUAAGUCUUGGAGUUUUUAUAUGUAUCAAGUGCUCCGGAGUACAUCGAAGCCUUGGAGUGCACAUAUCGAAGGUUCUGUCAGUGAAGCUCGACGAAUGGACAGACGACCAAGUUGAUAGUUUGAUAGAUAUGGGUGGAAAUAAUGCAGCAAACUUGAAGUAUGAAGCUUCCAUUCCUGAUAGUUAUCGGAAGCCCAGACCAGAUGCAUCAAUAGAAGAGCGUACUGACUUUAUCAGGAGAAAAUACGAGCUGCAGCAAUUUCUAAACUCUGAUGUGCAGAUGAUCUGCCCCUUCCCACCAUCAUCAUCCUCACGCUGCAAUUCAUUAAGCCUUUCUUGUAGUUUGGCCCUGGAUAAGAGACAUUAUGAGAAGCAAUCCACUGGGCAUCGCAUCCAUGGCAUAGGGCAUGCAUUUCGUAAUAGCUGGAGAAGGAAAGAAUCUGAACACAGGAGCACCAAGAAAAGUAACUCAAUGGCAGGUAUGGUUGAAUUUAUAGGAUUGAUAAAAGUCAAUGUGGUGAGAGGGACCAACCUAGCUGUCCGUGAUGUGGUAACAAGUGAUCCUUAUGUAAUUCUCUCCUUGGGGAGCCAGUCAGUCAAGACGCGUGUCAUCAAGAACAAUCUUAACCCUGUCUGGAAUGAAAAGCUAAUGUUGUCAAUUCCAGAAAAUGUUCCUCCUUUGAAAGUGCUUGUCUACGACAAGGAUACAUUUACAACUGACGACUUCAUGGGGGAAGCUGAGAUUGACAUUCAGCCUCUUGUUACUGCUGCAAAAGCAUCUGAAAACUCAACACUCAGUGAAUCAAUGCUGCUUGGGAAAUGGAAAGCAAGCAAAGAAAACACUCUAGUUAAAGAUGGCAUUAUCAGUCUAAUAGAUGGUAAGGUGAAACAGGAUAUCACUGUGAAGCUGCAGAAUGUUGAAAGGGGAAUACUAGAGAUUGAGCUUGAAUGUGUUCCUCUCACACAAUAACAGGUGCAAGGGAAGGCUGAUGAAAAACAAUAUUCAAGCAUAUACAGUGGUGUAUUUAACAUGGUUAAUCCUUGGGCUGCUGUAAUGUACGAGAGGUCCUCUAUCUUAGCUACAGUGAAGCUUUUGGUUGCAUUAGAUUAGUCAAUUGCUUCAAACAUGGACGCGUAGAAGAAGGAAACACAAUAAACUGGCAAAGUGUCUGAAUUUCGUUACCAUUGCCAGAAUCUCUACACUAGGGUAGUUGCAAAAAGUGAAUUCUUCUUGUUAGAGGAUGCUCUUGCUGACAGGGCUGAGAUAGUGAAGGGUCGACUAUUUGGACGGACAAGUGUAAACUACGGUAGAAAGGCAGGGGAAUCCGGAAUCACACCAGCAUUCAACUUUUGAUGUCAUAUUAGACUUUUGAUAUAGCUAGAGCUAGAUAUUUCUUUAACCAACUGUAUGAUGUAAGAUAUCUGUUCCAACCAAAACGAGUACUUUUCUGGUUUUAUUAA